This is a messenger RNA of Dovyalis caffra, 384 nucleotides long. The record is from the annotation of a GenBank genome assembly. NCBI's taxonomy places the organism in Eukaryota, Viridiplantae, Streptophyta, Magnoliopsida, Malpighiales, Salicaceae.
AUGUCGCACGAGAGCUUGGGAAAGGCCAAGUCCAUGACACUACACUCUUAUAGUUUUCUGUGUUCAAAAGUCUUGAAAAUAUCUGGGUUCCAAUUACUUAACCUAGAAAUCCAAUGUCUUGGAUAUAUGAAUCUAACAGGAUUAUUGUCUAGGAUUGAGAUUUUUGAACCAAAGCUUGUGUCUUUCAUCUACAAACCGUCUCACGCAGUAGAUUUCUCUGGGCUCCACCUUCCGUCCCAUAACUAUCCCCAUAUUCAUGGUUGUACUAAGCAAGACAAGAAGAGAGAGGCCUAUCUGGACGCGAUCAAUCUUUUCAAAGGGCUUGGUAAUGCACAAUCUGUCAAGCUACAUUCAGAAACCAUUGAGAUGGAGGUUGAUGUAUGA